UUUCCCCUCCCUCCUCGCCCCCCUCCCCUUCCCCACGCAUCCUUGGAAGCAACAAUUAAGCAGCUCUGGGAUAAAACACACAGCCCGCGGGAGCACGGGGGCAUUGCUUCAAGAGAUGGCAAGGCAGGCAGCUGCACCCCUCCUCCCCGGAGUCCUCCUCCUCCUCUCCAUCCUCCCGGCUACUCAGCAAGGAGGGGUUCCUGGUGCUAUCCCGGGAGGGGGAGUCCCAGGAGGAGGCUUUUUCCCAGGUGCUGGAGUUGGAGGUUUGGGAGCAGGACUCGGGGCUGCAGGAAAACCUCCCAAACCAGGGAUCGGAGGACUUGGGGGGGUCGGAGGACUUGGGGGACUUGGCCCCCUUGGCCUGCAGCCAGGUGCUGCAGGUCUGUUCCCCGGAGCUGCCUUCCCCGGGGGGGUGUUCCCAGGAGCUGCCUCGGCCGCGGCGCUUAAGGCUGCUGCAAAAGCUGGUGCUGGCAUUGGAGGCGUGGGUGGAAUUGGUGGUCCUGGUGGCCUCGGGGUCUCCACAGGUGCCGUGGUACCGGGCGCAGUGCAGCCUGGCCUUGGCGCGGCAGGGAAACCCCCUAAAAUACCAGGUGCUGGGAUUCCUGGAGCUUUUCCGGGUGGCGUGCUCCCCGGUGCAGGUGUUCGCUUCCCUGGCGUGGGAGUGCUGCCCGGAGUGCCCACUGGAGCUGGAGUCAAGCCCAAAGCCCCAGGAGCUGGAGCCUUUGGAGGAAUUCCUGAAGAUGCCUCAGGGCUUCCCAAGUCACCCACUCUCCUCUGCCAGGUGCCCUGGGGCACCCCCUCCCUCCGGGACUGGUGGCAGCUGUGGCGCAGGCUCCAGGUAAGCGUCUGCUGUUGGUUUGCAGGACUGGGAGGUUUUGGAGGUCAGCAGCCCGGUGUCCCUCUGGGUUAUCCCAUCAAAGCUCCUAAGCUCCCAGGUGGCUAUGGACUGCCCUACACCAAUGGCCUCAGGCCUGGUGGGAUUGGAGCCGGCCUCGUGGCAGGAAAGGCAGGAUACCCCACCGGGACAGGGGUCGGAGCACAGGCGGCAGCAGCGAAGGCAGCAGCGAAACUUGGAGCCGGUGUCUUGCCUGGCAUUGGUGGCAUCCCAGGAGUUGCACCCGGUGUCGGCAUUGGCGGUGUCCCAGGAGUUGGAGUUGGAGGACCGGCAGCGGCGGCGGCAGCGGCGAAGGCAGCGGCAAAGGCAGGAGCUUUUGGUCCAGGGGCAGUGCCCGGAGUCGGAGGUGUCCCUGGCCUGGUGCCCGGUGUCGGAGGUGUCCCCGGGGCGGUGCCCGGAGUCGGAGGUGUCCCUGGGGUGGCAGGGGUGCCGUCGGCAGCAGCAGCAGCAAAGGCAGCUAAGUACGGUGCCGGCGUUCCCGGUGUCGGUGUGGGUGGCGUCCCCGGCCUCGUGCCCGGAGUCGGAGGUGUCCCUGGCCUGGUGCCCGGUGUCGGAGGUGUCCCCGGGGCGGUGCCCGGAGUCGGAGGUGUCCCUGGGGUGGCAGGGGUGCCGUCGGCAGCAGCAGCAGCAAAGGCAGCUAAGUACGGUGCCGGCGUUCCCGGUGUCGGUGUGGGUGGCGUCCCCGGCCUCGUGCCCGGAGUCGGAGGUGUCCCUGGCCUGGUGCCCAGUGUCGGAGGUGUCCCCGGGGCGGUGCCCGGAGUCGGAGGUGUCCCUGGGGUGGCAGGGGUGCCGUCGGCAGCAGCAGCAGCAAAGGCAGCUAAGUACGGUGCCGGCGUUCCCGGUGUCGGUGUGGGUGGCGUCCCCGGCCUCGUGCCCGGUGUCGGAGGUGUCCCUGGCCUGGUGCCCGGUGUCGGAGGUGUCCCCGGGGCGGUGCCCGGAGUCGGAGGUGUCCCUGGGGUGGCAGGGGUGCCGUCGGCAGCAGCAGCAGCAAAGGCAGCUAAGUACGGUGCCGGCGUUCCCGGUGUCGGUGUGGGUGGCGUCCCCGGCCUCGUGCCCGGAGUCGGAGGUGUCCCUGGCCUGGUGCCCGGUGUCGGAGGUGUCCCCGGGGCGGUGCCCGGAGUCGGAGGUGUCCCUGGGGUGGCAGGGGUGCCGUCGGCAGCAGCAGCAGCAAAGGCAGCUAAGUACGGUGCCGGCGUUCCCGGUGUCGGUGUGGGUGGCGUCCCCGGCCUCGUGCCCGGAGUCGGAGGUGUCCCUGGCCUGGUGCCCGGUGUCGGAGGUGUCCCCGGGGCGGUGCCCGGAGUCGGAGGUGUCCCUGGGGUGGCAGGGGUGCCGUCGGCAGCAGCAGCAGCAAAGGCAGCUAAGUACGGUGCCGGCGUUCCCGGUGUCGGUGUGGGUGGCGUCCCCGGCCUCGUGCCCGGAGUCGGAGGUGUCCCUGGCCUGGUGCCCGGUGUCGGAGGUGUCCCUGGGGCGGUGCCCGGAGUUGGAGGUGUCCCUGGGGUGGCAGGGGUGCCGUCGGCAGCAGCAGCAGCAAAGGCAGCUAAGUACGGAGCCGGCGUUCCUGGCAUCGCUGGCAUUCCUGGUGUUCCUGGAGUUCCCGGUGUCCCUGGCGUUCCUGGCGUGCCUGGGGUUCCUGGUGCUGUUCCUGGUGCUGGAGUGGGUGGCCCUGCAGCAGCAGCCGCAGCCAAGGCUGCAGCCAAAGCAGCGGCGAUCGGAGCAGGACGUGUGCCUGGUGUUGGCGUUCCUGGAGUGGGUGUGCCAGCUGUUGGCGUGCCCGGUCUGGUGCCUGGGGUCGGCGUUCCAGGAGGUCCGGCAGCCGCUGCCAAAGCAGCCGCCAAAGCAGCCAAGUACGGAGCAGGUGGCCUGGCUCCCGGCGUGGGUGGCCUGGUUCCUGGAGUAGGUGGCCUGGUUCCUGGUGUUGGAGGUGUCCCAGGUGUUGGAGGUCCAGCAGCAGCGGCCAAAGCAGCAGCCAAGGCAGCCAAAUUUGGUGCCGGGGUUGGAGGGGUGCCAGGGGUAGUGCCUGGCGUGGGCGGAGUGCCCGGAGUGACACCCGGUGUUGGUGGCGUGCCCGGCUUGGUGCCAGGGGUGGGAGUACCUGGAACUGGCAUCCUUCCCGGGGCAGGCAUCCCCCAAGUAGGGGUGCAGCCUGGUGCUAAACCUCCCAAAUUCGGUGUUCCUGGGGUUGGAGUCCCAGGGGUUGGUGGCCUCCCAGGUGGCCUUGGAGUCGGUGGGCUUGGAGUUGGUGGCCUCGGAGCUGUUGGGAAACCUCCCAAGCCAGGCGUUGGAGGUCCCGGCUUCGGCGUAUCACCGGUAUUUCCAGGUGGGGCCGGCGGCCUGGGAUUCGGUGGGAAGCCCCCCAAGCCCUACGGAGGAGCUCUGGGUGCUUUGGGCUUUAGAGGCGCAGGCUGCGCGGCAGGGAAGUACUGCGGAAGGAAACGGAAGUAACGCUCCGUCACCGAUCACCUCAUGAACUUUGGUGCUACUGCAUGGUCCAGAAUGUAAAUCCGAAGCAAAGCUGAGACACCCUCUCCUCAAGCCCCGGACCCCCCCGCCCCCGUCCAUCCCGGGGCCGUGCCCGGCCCCGCGUUCCCCGGAGGGACCCCGCGUUCCCCGGCAGCGCCCGCCCCCCCCGCCCCUCGGUCCCGGCAGAGAGCGCGGAAUAAACUGCGGGGAGCAGCCGUCCCCCUUGGUGCUAUCGCUCUCUGCAGGUUUUGGGGGGGCUGGCCUGUCGUUCCCCUCCCCAGCCCCAGAGCUGAUCGCCGGGGGGAACACAGGAUGAGGGGCACCCCACAUUGGAGGAAGGGAGGGAGAAAGGGAAGGGGAUGCCGGCGGCGGGGGCUGUGCGGGUAGGGAUGGCCCCGUCAGCCUGGCCCCCACCCCAGUCCCCGCGCUCCCCCCGGUUUGGGGGGACCGCGGGCAGGAGGGGCUCAGUCCCUUCACGUUGCUCACUUUGCUAUAACUGGGUGGGAUGCCCCAUACAGAGGGACUCGCUUCUGACAGACUAAUAAAGGACAAGUUUUUAAAGGA
This is a messenger RNA of Haemorhous mexicanus (house finch), 3919 nucleotides long. It is a transcript of the gene ELN, whose product is annotated as elastin. The record is from RefSeq and is a predicted model, not a curated record. NCBI's taxonomy places the organism in Eukaryota, Metazoa, Chordata, Aves, Passeriformes, Fringillidae. Gene Ontology annotation, molecular function: extracellular matrix structural constituent. The transcript is spliced from 46 exons. The coding region runs from base 116 to 3337 and encodes 1073 amino acids.